This is a messenger RNA of Paraglomus occultum, 2029 nucleotides long. NCBI's taxonomy places the organism in Eukaryota, Fungi, Glomeromycota, Glomeromycetes, Paraglomerales, Paraglomeraceae. The record is from the annotation of a GenBank genome assembly.
AUGGUUAAAAAUCCUUUUCAACAAAAUAAAUUUUCGCGAAAUACUAAUUGUGCUGAGAUUACAAACCAAUUUGGUAACUAUUCCCAAGCAGAGUUAGAAGAAAGAUUAGAAAAAGUGAGCCUAGCCGGGCGGAUAAUGCGGAUACGAAAUUUCGGAAAUCUCCUUUUUGCUAAUUUGACCGACCAGACGGGUAUUAUUCAGUUAAAAGUUAGCAAAAAUAAAGAAUUUGCCGAAUUAGAUAUCGGUGAUAUUGUUGGGGCAAAAGGAAAUAUUUGUAAAACUGAUAAAGGAGAAUUAAGUGUAGAAGUUCAAGAAUUUAUUUUAUUAAGUAAGUGUUUAAGACCACUUCCUGAUACUCAUUACGGUUUUCAUGACCUCGAAGAAAGAUUUCGUAAACGCUAUUUAGAUUUUAUUAUUAAUUAUGAAAAAAGAGAAAUUUUGCUUGUUCGUCAUAAAAUAGUCCAAAAUAUUCGUCAGUUUUUGGACCAAAAAAAUUUUGUUGAAAUAGAGACUCCCAUUUUAGUUUCCGAAGCCUCCGGAGCUCAGGCCAAGCCUUUCAUUACUCACCACAAUAAACUGCAAAGGGACUUUUAUUUGCGAAUUGCUACCGAAAUCCCUUUGAAAAAACUGCUCGUGGGAGGGUUUGAGAAAGUUUAUGAAAUUGGUCGGAUAUUUCGCAAUGAGGGAAUAGAUGCUCGGCAUAAUCCCGAGUUCACCACUAUUGAAAUUUACCAGGCUUACGAAAAUGCUGAAUACAUGAUGGACUUGACAGAAAAAAUAUUUCACCACUUAUCCCAACAAGUCCUUAAAAAAGAGGAAAUUGAAUUUAAUUCUCAUGUUAUCAAUCUUAAAAAAUCUUUUCGCAAGAUUUCCAUGAAAGAAGCAGUUAGGGAAUAUACAGGAAUAGAUUUUGAGAAAACAAACAAUUUAGAAAAAGCCUUAGAAUUGGCUCAAAAACACAACUUAAAGUUAGAAAAUUUUCAAAAAACUAUUGGGCAUGUUAUUUUAGCCUUUUUUGAAGAAUUUGUGGAAAAAAAACUAAUUCAACCUACUUUUGUCUAUGAUUAUCCAAUUGAAGUUUCCCCACUAGCCAAAAGUAAAAAUGAUAACCAAAAUAUUGCUGAUAGAUUUGAAUUAUAUAUCGGUGGGUUAGAAUUCGCUAAUGGAUAUAGCGAAUUAAAUGACCCCAUUGAACAAAAAAAAAGAUUUGAAGAACAGACUAAGCAAAAAGAAUUAGGGAAUGAAGAAAUUGCUAGUUUCGAUAAAGAAUUUGUUGAAGCAUUAGAAUACGGCAUGCCGCCUGCCGGAGGGUUAGGAAUUGGGAUAGAUAGAUUAGUAAUGUUAUUUACCGCAGAAACAUUAAAGGAAGGAUAUAUAAUUGAUUAUAUUUCGGGGUCAAAUGUAAAAGCUACAGCAGAAGAAAUCGAAGCCGUUCAAGUAUUUUCUAAACAAUUGGUUGAAGAUUAUGACUAUCCAAAAGAUCACAUACAAACAAGACCACAAUUUAGAGUAAAAAGAAUUCCAUCUGAUGAAAAAAAGGAAUAUCCUGUCGAUAUAGCAGUGUUUUCAAACAACAAAAAACAAGAAGACGAUGUUUAUAUUAUAGUUGAAUGCAAAAAGAAAAACAGAAAAGAUGGAAAAACGCAACUUCAAAAUUAUUUAACAUUUUCCAAAGCAGUUUUGGGAGUGUGGUUUAAUGGAAAUGAAAGAAUAUUUUUAAAGAAAAUUGAAAGAAGUGGUAGAGUUGAAUUUGAAGAAAUUCCAAAUAUUCCACAAUUUGGACAAAGAAUUGAAGAUGUUGGAAAAUUUAGAAGAAAAGAUCUUAAGUCUACUCACAAUCUCAAAGCAACUUUCAAAGCAAUUAAAAAUCAUUUAGCCGCUAAUAGUGUAGGAGCUACACGAGAUGAAGCUUUAACAAACCAAUUAAUAAACCUAAUUUUUUGCAAAAUCUUUGACGAAAAAUUUACUAAACAAGAAGAUGAUGUUACUUUUAGAGCCGGUGUUGAUGAAAAUCCAACAGAAGUCAAAG